AUGUCCUGUUUUAAGCUACCGCUCUCUUUAUGUCGCCUCCUGGAUAGGCAUGUGGCCCGGUUUUGGUGGGGGGAUGCUGAUGAUCAUUUUCGGAUCCGGUGGGUGUCCUGGCGUAAUCUAUGCCGUAGCAAGCACGAUGGGGGGUUGGGGUUCCGUCGGUUUGAGCAGUUCAAUCAGGCUUUGUUGGCUAAGAUUGGCUGGCGUAUCCUAAUGGAACCUCAAUCGUUGUUGGCCCAGGUGUACAAAGGCAAGUACUUCCCCAAUGGCUCGUUUCUUGAGGCAUCAGCUAGGUCUCGCCCUUCGUGGGGAUGGCAAAGUAUCCUUUUUGGUAGGGAAUUGCUGGCCCAGGGGUUACGGUGGCAGAUUGGGAACGGGCAGACUGUGGCUUUACUGGACUCUAAUUGGAUCCCUAAGUUGCAGAUGGAGCCCCCUUGUUAUAAUCCUCGUAUUUUGCCAGAAGGGGGGAAGUUACUGGUUGCUGAAGUGAUGCGUCCAGGGGAGGGGUGUUGGGAUGACCUCAAAUUGUGUCAAUGGUUUGAUCCACCCACCUGUCAGGCAAUUAAAACUAUCCCCCUUCUGCGGCAAGAUGUUUUGGAUAAGCUAAUCUGGCAUGGUACGGCGGAUGGGGUUUUCACUGUGAAAUCUGCCUACCAUUUAGCUGUUGACAGGGAUAAGAGGAAGGGAGGUUGGAGAUCGACGGUUGGUUGGAUGGGUAAAGAGGACUGGGUUCGGGUUUGGAAUGCAAACAUCCCCCCGAAACUAAAAGUUUUUCUCUGGCAGAUCUUCAACCGGAUUUUGCCCACCACGGAGGCACUUAUUGAUAAGCAUGUCCUGGUACAGCCCCGAUGUCCUGUUUGUUGGGCGUGUACUGAGUCAAUGGAGCACUUGUUCUUGGAUUGUCCGGUGGCUCGGGCCCUAUGGGAUUACUCUGGUCUUGGGUAUCUAGGAGAGGGUCUUCCGAGACAUACCUUCCCUAUGUUCCUGAAGCGACUUUUGGCCCUCAUUCAUCAGCCUUCUCUGUUUAUGGCUGUGGUGGCUGUCCUUUGGCGAAUAUGGCGGUCUCGGAACUGGGUUGUUUUUGAAGGAAAGCAAUUUGGGUUUCCGGCCUUGCUGCGCCAGUUUCACCAGCAGUAUGAGGAGUGGGUCAGGUUGCCUUUGGAUAAGGGUCCCUUGGUAGUUACCCAGAUGGGGGCUCCGGCUGGGGGUCCUCACCUUCAUCCUACUGGGGAGGACAGUGUUAUUUGUAUGUGGGACAGCGCGGUGAGGCAGGGGUCGCAUUCGGCUGGGGGGGUGGUCCUCCUAACUCCAACUAGAGAGGUUUGGAUGGCUAAGGGGUUUCAGUUUCCUUGCAUAGAUGACCCUAUGGUAGUAGAGCUACUUGUUCUCCGGGAGGCGAUGUGGUGGUGCUUGGAGGCUGGUCUUUCGGGAGUAAGGUUUGAGGGGGAUGCGAAGGUGCUUAUUGAUAAAAUCAAUCAGAAGGAUGCUAGGGAUGACCGAGUUGGAGCUGUGUUGGAGGAACUCCUGCAGAUUUGUAGCAGCUCUCCUGGGUUUCGUGUUCGAUUUGUAGGUCGGCGUAGUAAUAGGGUAGCCCAUCUGGUGGCUUGUAAAGCCCUUUCGUUGUACCCGACUGGGAGUCGUUUCUUUGAUUUUCAGGCCUGGUUGAAUUCCAGGUUGUAA
Linum trigynum is the source of this 1677-nucleotide messenger RNA. The record is from the annotation of a GenBank genome assembly. NCBI's taxonomy places the organism in Eukaryota, Viridiplantae, Streptophyta, Magnoliopsida, Malpighiales, Linaceae.